Mytilus trossulus (common blue mussel) is the source of this 2891-nucleotide messenger RNA. RefSeq lists its product as uncharacterized. The transcript is spliced from 7 exons. NCBI's taxonomy places the organism in Eukaryota, Metazoa, Mollusca, Bivalvia, Mytilida, Mytilidae. The coding region runs from base 219 to 1160 and encodes 313 amino acids. The record is from RefSeq and is a predicted model, not a curated record.
CAUGAACAAGUACUAGUGACCCAUAUUGAUAAGGGGGCAUGAGUAUUCACGUUCGAUAUGUAACACGGAAGUAAAAUAACUACGCCUAUAUUUAAAGAAACUACAAACUGCUACUCAAGAAUUGUCUUUCAAGUGUCAUUUUCAGUUAGGUGAUUUAUUAAAAUAUGGAAAUAUUAGAAACGAAAGUAAAUAAAGACGGUUAAAAAAUCAGAACAGAAAUGGAAAUGAAAGACAUACGUUCCUCCAAACACGGAGAGUUAAAUGGCGGCUUUGCUUCGCCAAAACAUGACCAUGCCAGAAGAUCGUUCGACAAAUAUUUGGCAAGUGUUGAUACGGACAAUGCAAAUGAACAAGUUUUAACUCAAGUUACAGAUCUUCAGAAGCUUAUCAAGGACAUCAAGACAAAAGAGACGACAAAAACGGAUAACAUUGAGAAACAGAUUAACGAAGAAUCCAUGGAAAUUGAAACUAUACGACAGAGGCUUCAGUCUGUGACGAAAUCAAAAGAGCAACCGAAAACAGACGACAGAUUGAAGUUCCGAGAAAAAUACAUCAUGUUCUGUGCGACCGAGAGAAAGCAUAUGUGCGAGUUACUUGGUAGUGCAGAGAAAACCUGUGAAAUCUUAAAGGAAUGUUAUAAUCAUUGUGAGAAAUUACAUAAAAGCAAUCGAGAUAGUAUGGUCAAAGAUAAUCUUAUAUCACAAAAACCAGAUCCCAGGGAAUCAGAAGAUAUAUCACAACUACAGAAACAGUUUUCAGGGGAGACGUCAAAGUCUUUGCUACAAAAACUUCGAGACAACAGUUCACCUUCAAAUCCCCUAUCAACAACAUAUAGUGAUAUAAAGAAACAAUAUGCAGAAACUGAUAUAAACGGAACGACUGACCUUUUUUUCGAAAAAGUCUUAGACAUUUGCUGGACGAUGGUUGCAUACUGUCCGCCAAUGAAAUUUUGCUAUGAUAAAUGUAUUAAAAACGACUUUGAGCAAAAAAUAGAUUUAAAUGAAAAAGUGAGUCCAGAAUCUUCAAAGAAAUCAUCUCAGAAGCUAAAGAAACCCAAGCAUCAAGACACAGACCAUCUUGAAUUGAAAUAUCCAUCUGUAAUGCAGGGUCAAUGCCUUAUUGCAAAAGGACUUAAACAAAAGAAAGUUUUUGGAAAAUAAAUAUCGACUUCAACAAAUUGUACACAUUAGACUUUAUAAAUAGAUUCAAUUAUUAAUUUAGGAAUCACAAUUUCAGAAUGUAUUGGAUACUGAUUAAGAGAAAUGUACACAAGCAUAUCCCAUUUGUUUGUUGAUGCGUAUUGCAUAUAGACUUCCUUUUGACAUUUAGUCCAAUUCUGUUCUGCCAAGGAGACAUAUUUAACCUUGUUAUUCCGCUCGCGUUUUGACCAAUAAACAAACAGAUUCUUAUCCUAGAGUGAAAGCAUUAAACAAAAGGUUGUGUUUAUGUCAUUCACUUAACUUAAUUGUGUAAGAGUUAUAUCUAUACAUAGAAAUAUAUAAAUUGCCAUUUUAUGUAUGCAUUUUCGGUAGAAUAAGACACGUAGCUCUGAUUCCUUUCACGGAUUUGGCUAUACUUUUUGGAACUUUUGGAUUAUAGCUCUUCAUCUUUUAUAUUAGCUUUGGAUUUCAAAUAUUUUGGCCACGAGCAUCACUGAAGAGACAUGUUUUGUCGAAAUGCGCAUCUGGUGCAAGAAAAUUGGUACCGUUAAUUUUUUUUACUAUUAUUGACAUUUGUUUUUUGCUACUUUUCGCUCAUAUUAUUACUAACACAAAACAUCUACGACAAAUAUUCAUUGGAUAUCUGUCGUUUGCACAAUCAUUGGUGCAUACAUUUUUAGGGAAAAACUGAAGUUGAAACUCUAAUGAGAAGCGAAGUAGUCAAUUUAAUAAAUUAUUUUAGAAUUUCAAUUUCGCAAUUAACAGGAUACAUGUGCAUUUAUAAUUACAUAUUAUUAUAAAUUGAUGUGUACAAUGAUUUAGAGCGCUUAGUAUGAUUUGUUUCAUAUAAAAAAAAACAGGCAUAUUCACUUAGGAUGUAGUUUAAGUGCUAAUGUUACCUCUUAAAAGUAUAUACAUGUACAGUAUUUUACUAUUUUAAAAUUUCAUUUUCAAACUGCACACAAUAAGAUAUUUGUAAGUUAGGGAUGUUUAAUAUUCUUAACAACAAUUUAACUCGUUAAGACGGAAAUAAAAUUAAUUAAAUUGUAUCAUAAAAUUGGCACAUUGUGUAUUUAUAAUUUCGGCUACAGUGCAUGCAUUUUAAGUAGUUGUUUCCUUUUGUUUAACUUGUCUCUUCCUUGGUGCAAUAUAUGUACAUGUAUGCUGUUCCGUACUGUAUAAUCAGAUUGUAGAAAUAUUUAUUAUAUUAUAUUACACAGAUAAAAUUAUAAUUAUAGUAUUAAGAUACAACUCAUACUCAUUGUAGAGUCGUACCACAGAGACUCGGUUAGCAGUUUAAAUAUAAAUAAAAUAUAUAUAUAUUUUUGUAUCAAUAUAUUUUUUUUCUAGCAUUGUGCAGUUUAUUCUCCAUAUCUGUAUACUGAACAAUAUUUUUUUUAAUCUGCUAACUGAUGCAAUAUCUAAUGUAAAUACAGUUAGGCGUACCAAAUACUGAAACAAUCCGUUAUUCUCAUAAUGUUGUUAACGUGCAUUUUAUUUGUUCUUUGAUCUACACUCAUUUUAAGGUUGUACAUUUGAACCUACUAAAAUCAAACCACAUGGUUCUUAUAUCGUAGUAGAGUUUUAAACGAUUGUUUUCUUUGCACAUAACCUUAUUGUUGAAUUAAUAUUGAUUAUACUUUAUUUAUUUGUUUAAAAGAAAUUCAGUUGGUAAAUUAUCAAUUAUUAUAAUAUUACAUGUAUUAUUCUGAAUAAAAUUGUUUUAAAAAC